This is a messenger RNA of Electrophorus electricus (electric eel), 4559 nucleotides long. NCBI's taxonomy places the organism in Eukaryota, Metazoa, Chordata, Actinopteri, Gymnotiformes, Gymnotidae. The record is from RefSeq and is a predicted model, not a curated record.
GCUAUAGUUUUCGGUGUAAUGGUAAUGCAAGGCUAGCUAUAUAGACUACUAUCUGCCCUAGGGAGAUUGUUCUGGUAUUAUCUGUUUAAUUGAUCGAAAUUAUACAUAUCAGAAUUCCUUAGGAAUGAUCCCAAUCGAGGAUGCGUCCGCGAGGAAGCGGGAGAUAGAAGAGAAGUUGAAACAGUGUACAGGCCUCGUCAUAUACUCGAAAACCGAGAGUAUGAUGAGGUCAACAACGAAAACAGCCUAUUCACAAUACAAACGUAGCUAUUCUGCUUCAAUGUACACACGGGCUUGAGGCUACGUUGCAGGAACAGGAAACACUGUCGUUUAUUCGUGAGAAUUUGGAAAAGAGUGAUCAGCUUACUAAAGGAAUGGUCUCUAUCCUGUCUUCGUUUGAAAGUCGUCUCAUGGCGCUGGAAAACUCCAUAAUCCCAGUGCACAAACAGACAGAAAACCUGCAGCGUCUUCAGGAGAACGUUGACAAAACACUAUUCUGCCUGGAUCAUGUCAUCAGCUACUACCAUGUUGCCAAGGAUACUGACAAGAUCAUCAGGGAGGGCCCCAGUGGUCGCCUAGAUGAGUAUCUGGCCUGCAUUGCAAAGAUACAGAAAGCUGUGGAAUACUUUCAGGACAACAAUCCAGACAGCCCAGAGCUAAACACAGUGAAAGUACGUUUUGAAAAAGGCAAGGAACAGCUGGAGGCAGAGUUUCGCGCUCUGCUGACGCGUUACAGUAAACCAGUCCCACCCAUUCUCAUCCUGGACGCAAUUGGUGGAGACGAGGAGCUUGAGGGGGAGGUCACUCUGGAGCACCUACCUGAGGCUGUGUUGCAGGACCUUAUCUGCAUCUCCACAUGGCUAGUGGAGUAUGGACGCAACCAGGACUUUAUGAACGUGUAUUUCCAGAUCCGCUCAAAUCAGCUAGAUCGCUCCAUUAAGGGCCUUAAGGAGCAUUUCCGUAAGAACAGUGCUUCCUCCGUUCUGCCCUAUUCUCCUGCUGUUCAAACCAAACGCAAGGAUACGCCAACCAAGAAAGCUCCUAAAAGACCAGUUUACAUCCCAGGGACAAUCCGUAAGGCUCAGAAUCUGCUGAAACAGUACUCUCAGCAUGGCCUGGAUGGGAAAAAGGCCUCUAACCUCACUCCUCUAGAAGGGAAGGAUGAUAAUAUGGAUGUUGAGAUCGACUCGUAUAUUCAUUGCAUCAGCUCCUUUGUCAAGCUGGCACAGAGCGAGUAUACUCUACUGACCGAGAUCAUUCCAGAACACCAUCAGAAAAAGACCUUCGACUCCCUCAUUCAGGAAGCCUUGGAUAAUCUGAUGCUGGAUGGGGACAACAUUGUCACAUCAGCACGCAAGGCCAUCAUGAGACAUGACUACUCCGCUGUCCUCACCAUCUUCCCCAUUCUCCGGCAUCUCAAGCAAACCAAACCCGACUUUGACUCCACACUGCAGGGCACAGCUGCCAGCACUAAAAACAAACUGCCAGGUUUGAUCACCUCUAUGGAGACGACAGGAGCCAAAGCACUGGAGGAGUUUGCGGACAGCAUAAAGAAUGAUCCAGAUAAGGAGUACAACAUGCCUAAAGAUGGCACGGUCCAUGAGCUUACCAGCAAUGCCAUCUUGUUCCUGCAGCAGCUUUUAGAUUUCCAGGAGACCGCAGGAGCGAUGCUGGCAUCUCAGGUACUCGGGGACACUUACAAUAUUCCUUUAGACCCCCGAGAGACGAGCUCAUCAGCCAGCAGCUACAGUUCUGAGUUCAGCCGUAGACUCCUUAGCACCUACAUCUGUAAAGUCCUGGGAAAUCUUCAGUUAAAUUUGCUGAGCAAAUCGAAAGUAUAUGAGGAUCAGGCCUUAAGUGCCAUCUUCCUUCAUAACAACUACAACUACAUCCUUAAGUCUCUGGAAAAAUUCGAGUUGAUCCAGUUGGUUGCUGUCACUCAGAAGAAAGCCGAGAGUUCCUACAGAGAACUGAUUGAACAGCAGAUUCAGACAUAUCAGCGCAGCUGGCUGAAGGUAACAGACCACCUGACUGAGCGGAACAUGCCGGCAUUUCAGCCUGGAACUAAGCUUAAAGACAAGGAAAGGCAAUUGAUCAAAGACAAAUUCAAGGGCUUUAAUGAUGGGCUGGAGGAGCUCUGUAAGAUCCAGAAGGUUUGGGCCAUUCCUGAUAAGGAGCAGAGGGACACCAUCAGACAUGCUCAGAAAAGACUGGUGUCGGAGGCAUACAGAGCCUUUCUCCAGCGGUAUGCAAACAUUGCAUUCACCAAGAAUCCAGAAAAGUACCACAAAUACACACCUGAGCAAGUAGAGGAGAUGAUUGAGAAGCUGUUUGACACCUCUGCCUGAACCACGCCCACAACACACGCAGACAUGUUGCUGUGUCCAAUCUGAAUUUCUGCUUCCUGCCCCAAACUCCCGUUUUGUAUAAAAUAAUUUGUAAAUACCUCUAAUAUGGAUUUAAAGUUUAGAGUAUAAUAAUAAAAAGAACCAUGGCGCUUCUUUUUGCAAUGAUUACUAAUGAUCUCAUAACUUCAUGUCUCAAGUUCAUCUCGUCUUAAACCUCCAGCCCUCAAGAGAAAGCAGAGACCCACCUGAACACUCUUCUAUUGUAGAAUGAACUUUCACUAUUCAUCUGUGCAACACUGUCUCUUGCUGUCUUCUGAAAUAGACUUCUUGAAAAGGCAGUUGAAUAAUUCCUAGGCUCUUCAGAAGCACUCGAUUGAUCACUAAUCUGGCUUUUAUUUAUACACCAACUAACCAGCCAAGCCAUUAAAACCACUGACAGGUAAAGUGAAAAACAUCUUGUUACAGUGGUGCAUAUCAAGAGGUAGGACACUCUGAUGGCUAGAUGAUUCAGUCUGAGCAUAUCUAAAACAGCAGGUCUUGUGGGGAGUUCUCCAUAUAUCGUAGUUAGUACUUACCAGAAGUGGUCCAAGAAAGAAUCAUUGUGUGUGGGGAUUGAAGGCUGGCCCAUCUGGCUGAUCCCACAUAGUGCAUAGCUGCAGAUUAUCAGUGCCCAUGUUGACCCCUGACUACCACUGAAAGCACAUGACCAUCAGAACUGGACCAUGGUGCAAUGGAAGAAGAUGGUCUGGUCACUUAAAAGGGGAAGAGAUGUGCUAUGGGAUGAAAACCUAGAAUCCUGGCAUUCAUGAGGAUGACCUGUGCCACCUAUUUAAACAUUGUUACGGACCAAGUAUGUCUCUUCAUGGCAACAUUAUCACCUAAUGGCAGUGGUCUCUUUCAGCAGGAUAAUAUGCCCUGCUUACUACAAAAAUUGUUCAGCAAUGGUUUGAGGAACAUGACAGAGUCCAUGGUGUUGACUAAUUCCCCAGAUCUCAUUUCGAUCAAGCAGAUAGCAGAUACUUCAGUACACCUUCGGAGAUCUUGUGGAGUCUAUAUUUUGAUAGGUCAGAGCUGUUUUAGUACCAUGAGGGGAAUCUACGCAAUGUAAGGCAGGUGGUUUAAUGUUCAUUUUACUUUUAAACUACAAGUAGUAAAAGUGGUCAGCUAGCAUGGAUGGUUUUGGCUUACAUUUUGGCCUUCCGUUGGCUGUUCCUAGGAUUGUGCAUGUCUGAACUGAGAUUGAUGUCAUUCCUGGGAUCCAUUUGAGCCACUCCUUUAUCUUGGAGGUCACAGCCCCUAGACCCCCUAUCUCCAGUAAGACCAUUUUACCACAGGACCCUUGGAACAUUUUUAAAAGCAAACAAAAAUAUCAGAGCCUAUAGGGAAAUACUGUAAUAACCCUGUUCGUCCACCCUGUUCGUAUGGGUUGUUCAGUGAUGUUGAGUACCAGGGAAAAACUGAAUCUCUGGUCUGGUUUUGGGUUGAGAGAAAAAGUUGGCAGACCACAUAUCUUUCUCACCCCUCCACCAAUCAGGACACACACUGCAGUAAAUAAGUGUUUAGUCCAGUGGAGGGAAGCAGAAAAAACAACACUCUCGCAUUCACAAAGGCUGGACUGGUGCUCACUCUGAUCUGAUGGAGAGGUAAGAUGAUCCCUUAAGAUAACAUGUAAGAACUUUCAUCUUAAAAUUACCUCUGUUUGGCUCUAUUUAGGAGAAUGUUUAUGCUGAGAAAAGCAAAAUACAAUUUUUGGAGUCAAAUGCCAACUCAAGUUUCUUUAUAUUGGCUUUAAAAUGAAAAGAAUGAGAACAAAUGCAUUAAUUUAGUUGUAAUUCAGGAGUAAUGAUUAGGAUAAGAGAGAGUGUCUUCCUGCUACAGGUUGAGAUUUUACAGGUACAGUAACAUGUUGGUGUUAAUCUGUGUGUCCCUGCUGCUGGUGACAUCCACACACUGUACAGUGGUGAUCAGAAUCCUAUUAGAGCCCUGCUCAAGCUGUUCUAAUGCAUAUGUUAAAUUACACUAAAAUUCAACCUAGCCUCUUUGCUUCUUGAGGUUAUAUAUAGCUAUGAUUAUUUGCUUGUCAGUGUGUAUGAUUCCAUGUGUUUGUAUAUAGUUGUGGUUGUGUGAUUCUACUUUGUUCUAUGUGGUGGUGCUCUAUAUCUGUGAUUUUGCAUUUCCAUAAUUUGUUUUAAAUAAAUGUAUUAGAAAGCA